Messenger RNA from Aureobasidium pullulans EXF-150, 1517 nucleotides. Its product is annotated as fructosamine kinase. The transcript has 2 exons. NCBI's taxonomy places the organism in Eukaryota, Fungi, Ascomycota, Dothideomycetes, Dothideales, Saccotheciaceae. Bases 195 to 1181 code for a protein of 328 amino acids. The record is from RefSeq and is a predicted model, not a curated record.
UGGUGCCAGGUGAUCGAUAGGUAGUUAAAUCGGCACACCUUCCCACGCUGGUCCGAGGCGAUGAUCACAGUUGAUGUCAUUGAAGAUGGUCAAAAACACCUUGCUGGCAAGAGCUCGAUGCUCGACCAGAUCUCGGAUUUUUCAUGCUUUGUACUGUCAGAAGAUUAUAUGCUAUCUCAAGUAAAUCAACAAAGAUGACCAUUGACUCUGCUGUUGCUCAAUUGCUAUCUCUGGAUCCCAAAGAGACGACAGUUUCUGGCUCCGGAGGAUCCAGCUUCUCUUCCACGUCUAAGAUCACGACCAAACUCGGCGAUGGCACCGAGAAGCAAUUCUUCAUGAAGACGGGCUCUGGAAAAGAAGCCUCGGUCAUGUUUGAAGGCGAGCACGCAUCGCUUAGUGCAAUUCACAAUGCCGUUCCUACGCUUUGCCCACAGUCCUAUGGCCAUGGCACACUUGCCGAUUCGCCUUCAAAGCAUUUCCUAGUCACCGACUUUCUAGAUCUCUCGGGUCGUCGAGGCUCGAGCACUUCUUCCUCGGCGCCCUCGCUGGCUGCUAAGCUAGCGAAACUGCAUAGCACCCCGGCGCCUCCACCACCUGGAGAGUCUAGCCCAAAGUUUGGCUUCCCAGCCACUACAUGUUGCGGCGAAACCCCUCAAGAUAACAGCUUCAAGAGCAGCUGGGCUGAGUUCUAUGCUGAGAACCGACUCAUGUUCAUUUUGAAGCGCAGCGAGAAGACCAAUGGGCCUGAUGAGGACUUGCGUUCUAUGAUUGAGAAGACAUGCAAGAAGGUUGUGCCACGUCUAAUCGGUGAUGACCAUCUCAACGGUGGUAAGGGUGUUACCCCUGUCAUAGUGCACGGCGAUCUGUGGUCAGGCAACGCGAGCGCGGGAAAGCUGCCUGGUAUGGAAGCUCCUGAAGACAUUGUCUUCGACUCCAGUGCUUGCUAUGCUCACAGCGAGUUCGAGCUCGGGAUCAUGAAGAUGUUUGGAGGAUUUGGCGGAAGCUUCUUGGAAGAGUACCAUGAGCUGCUGCCAAAGACUGAGCCUGCCGAGGAGUACACAGACAGAGUCGCUCUCUACGAACUAUAUCACCAUCUGAACCACCACGCCAUGUUCGGUGGAGGUUACAAAAGUGGUGCUAUGAGCAUCAUGAGGAAUCUGAUAUCGAGAUACGGCGAUUAAAACUGGGUUGUGACGAUAGGGGUGCCGGAUAACAAGCUGCCUUGUGAAGAAAAUGGUAUGCAAUGAUUAGAUGAUGAUUUUGUAGCCGUACAGUUGAUGUACUUUUUAUUUACAAUCCCUCAACGGCUCGUGAGGUGAUGACACCCGUUCUCUAGACUCCAGGCAAAUGCUCCCAGCGCAAGUUGAUAUCUGAUACCGCCCAGCCCAGAUCAGGACACCCAAACGCCAAACCCUAGGUAUGAUGGAAAAGGAAGAAAACACCACAUCUAUGCGUUCAGGGGCUUGAAAUCGCCAGCAUCCUCAGCCAUGGCAAGCUGGUUCUUCUUGGCGCGCUUC